Messenger RNA from Blepharisma stoltei, 1385 nucleotides. Lineage: Eukaryota; Ciliophora; Heterotrichea; Heterotrichida; Blepharismidae. The record is from the annotation of a GenBank genome assembly.
AUGAUUGAUAUGGAAACCAGUUUGUACCAAUGCUUCUCAAGCCUCCUAACUUGGAGAGAAACUUGCUCUACAGUGCCUAGCUCAACUGCUUAUGGCAUCAAAGAAGCUUUGAAACUGAUUUAUGGCGAUCGAGUUCAUAUAAUAGGCCCCGAUAUUUCAAAUGGAAAAUCUCCCGCCAUCGAAGAUGAAACAUCAGGUGUCUUAUUUUACAUCUCAGCUAUAAAUCAAUCACUUAAGAGUGAUAGAUAUGCUCUUAAAAAGCCACUUGUUGCAUUUUGGGAAUCAAAAAUCCUCAGCCAAUCUUCAGAAUCAAAUUCAUUAUGGCAGAUGAUGGUGAUUCUUCCAAAAAGCCACAGACUUAUUCAUGGAAAUGCUCUCGAAAGAGCUUCAGAAACUGCAUUUUUUAUAGACUCGUUCGGGUUAGGUUUGCAAAUACCGAAACUUAUGAAAUAUUUGAUACAAAGAGAAAUCGAGGUUAGGAUUUCUGGAGAGAAUAGCGCUCCUUUGAAAUUUGGGGGCUUCUUUACUAAUGUAAAUAUUGAAGAAAAAAGUCUUAAGCUUCAUGAGCAUCCUCAUGAAAGUGGGCUGUGGACUGUUUUCAAUGCAAUUAUGCUGAUUUCAAGUGGAAACGGUGACUUUUUAGAGCCCUUUGGUAAGUUUGACCCGAGUGCUAUUCUAGAUGAGCACAAUAUCAAAUUAGACAUAAGUCAAAAUGGCCUCUUCCUCAGCCGAAUUAUAGCUCAAAUGAAAUUGAAUUUAUGAAUAAGGAAAUCAGUAGUGCAAUGAUUUAUGAAAUCUCACACUGGGGAUUUAGAAUUAUUAAAAGUCAGGCGCUAGCCAUAUUGGUGACGCAGUCACCAAAGACCUCCCAUACGGGAGAUUCUACCGCUUUUCGACUCCAGCCCAGAGGAUCUAUCCCUCUUACGAGUGCCCUUCUGGUACCUUCUGUUUCCUCCUUGUCUUGAGGCUUCAGUCUUGAGUGCUUAUGGAAUUCUGCCGCCCUGCUACGGGUGAUUAGAGUAGUUUGGUUCCAUGGAUCAGCUCCUUAGAGUCUAUCGGGUGUUGAAGUGCCUUUAUUCGACAGCUGCAAUUAAAAGAUGUUUUCCUGUGGCCUAGGCCGAAACCCCGAGUUUCUCGGCAGAGGAUACCCAUGGGUCCUCGGAUCCAAAGAACCUUGUUGAGCACCUCCAUUUCCAACCACAGGAAAAACAGCCUAAACCUACUCGGAUACACACCUCUUGAGCCUACGCUUGAUUCUCAGCUCGGAGUCCAUCCCAAUUGUCGUAGCCAUAAGGUCUGGACUACUUCUCCAAGAGGGCAAUUUGACACAUGUCACCAUUUUAAUGUAUAUAUCUCACACUGGGGAGUGCUUGAAAAAGAAAUAG